Messenger RNA from Physella acuta, 3778 nucleotides. RefSeq lists its product as uncharacterized. NCBI's taxonomy places the organism in Eukaryota, Metazoa, Mollusca, Gastropoda, Physidae. The record is from RefSeq and is a predicted model, not a curated record.
UUUUUCCUUUGCCCUAUGAAAAACUUCGGAUACCUUUUUGAACAAACUCCGCUUGAGGCAACUUUGAAACAAGCUGAAGUCAUAUUGCUGACAGCAAGUAGAAUCUGUCUACUGAGACAAUUGUUCUGGUGAAGUACUGCUCCAAGAGAAUGCCUCGUCCAUUUAAAGCUUAUUGGCUUGGUAUUAAAGUAGCUGGAGAAACAAUUCAGGAAUGGUGUCAAAAAAUUGAAACAGAGCAUGUGUUUUGUAAGUACUGUAAGUUCAGUAUCAAAUUUAGCAGCAGUGGUCUCAAGGCAUUAAAAAACCAUGCAGUCGCAGAGAGGCACAGACAGAACAGGGCAGCUGAGCUGAGAAAAUGCAAAACAGUUGCAAAAGACAAGGAUCACCAACUAAAAUUGUCAAGCCACCCUCUUGGCCUGUAUGAUCAAUCAUUGAGUGAACAAGCACAAAAUGUUGUGUUUUCUUCUUGGAGUGGACUAGGGCUCAGCAGGUGCUACAUUAAUGUGUACAUCUGCUACUACUGCGGGGAAGAGUUUCCAUCCAGAUGUGUACUACAGACACAUCAAUUAGCCUGCAAUAUGAAGACACCAUUAGACUCCAAGCCACCAAGUCUACAAACUGCUAAACUUCCAUUGUUGGAUGAAACACUAGUGACCAACUUCACUAAAAUACACCAGCCCUCAGCUGUAUUUUAUGACCUAGCUCCCUCUAAAGAGGAGUAUAUAUCAGCCCUAGAGCUGAUCCCUAAAAGUAAAACAGAAGUGAUAGCUCGGCGUAGAAGAAACACAGAAUGUGAGACUAUAGAUCUAGAAGAUUUGCCAGUCUCACCAACUGUGCCCAGAACACCCAAACGGUUACUCUCACAUCUCAGUAGGGAUGAGAGCAGCUCUUCAUGCACCUACCGUAGAAGACUUUCUCUUUCAUUUCAGACAAAAAAUGAAAAAGAGAAUGUGGAUGCUAAAAAGGAUUUGACUAAUCCAGAGGAGAAAAGAGAUGAGAAACCCAAACUAGCGUCAGUUAAAUCUCUGUACAACCUUGACCUGACAUCACCUCUUGGACAGUGUGUCAGCAGGCACAUUAAAGGGGACCCUAACUUACAUGUCUUGUCAGAUGUAGAGAGCCAUUGUUUGACCUCCACUCCAAAGAAAAGUUUAGUUGAUCUGAAGCUUCGAGAGAGGCCUGUCAACUAUUUAGUAACAUUUAAAGGCUAUCCCAGCAAGCUUCCGUACAUACAUCAGUACAAAUUUAAUCAACUGGAAAAGAAAGAAUUCUUGCGCCGAGUUAACACUGGGCUUGAUAAAAAGAGUCGCCGUUUGGCCAGGAAAAUGAAACCAUGCAGAGUUUUGCUCAGGCCUGUCACAAAAGCAGAUUUAAAACAAUGGAUUCCCUCACAGAAUGAAAUUACAGUGGACCUAAAGCCUUUAACUGCAGAUGAAAUUUCUUUCUGGACUAAACCAAAGACCCCAAUCAGUGUGUUGGCUGAGUUCCCUAGUGGCCUGACCUUCUCAUCCCCUAAUGUAAGUAAUGUGCUAGGGCUGAGAACCAGGCAAGAUGUAUCUUUGUUAAAGUCACCUGGCUUGUCUGUAUCAAACUACGUGUCAGAAGAAACUCUGGCUGAAGUAACAGCCAACAGAGUGGCUGUCUACAAGAGUCUGUUGGCAGAUACCAGCUGUGGUGAGAUAGAGAAUCUGCCAACUCCCAGAGUGUCUGUUAGAAGGGUUUUCAUUCCAUUUGGUGACGCACACAAAACCUGUUUUCUGCCAGAUAUCACCAACCUAAAGGUGAAAGAGGGCACAGAAUCCAAUACUAGAGAAAAUGGACUGGUGCAAAUCCGCUGUGCUAAAGAAGGGGAGAAAAUUGCUAUUCUUAAAAGAAGGGAGAUAAAUAAUGCAAAUGUUUUGAGAGAAAUUCCUGGUCAACCAAAACCACAAGGGCAACAUGUUUUCAAAAGAGAAAGACAUUCAAAACGAAACCUUUUGCACACUGUGCAUUCUGGGAAGAGAGAGAAACCCCAUGAUAACUUGGUUGCUGGUCAGCAGAAGUUGCCUGAAUGUCAUACACAGAAUUCUAAUACAUUGGAACCUCUUUCAGUCAACAAAGUAUCAUCUAAAGUAUUAGCACCUUGGUCAGCAAAUGCUGUCAAAUUGUCACCACCAAGAGGUAAAUUAUUGGGGCAGUCCCCAUUCUCUUAUGUCAAUACUAAACCUUCUACCAUGGCAAGCAGCAAGAAUGCUAAACUCAGUUCCUUUAAAGAUAACUCUUGUAAGACACUAAGCAAAUAUAAGAGUUGUCCAUCGUUGAGAAGUAAUAAACAAUUGACUAAUGUCAGAGCACCUGUGAUAGUGAAAAAAAGCUCAGAAAAAAAACUCCACAAUAUUUUGUUGCGAUCUAGCAAAAAAAGUGCCUCAGCUAAUGCGGACAUGAACAUGCCUUCUAAAGAAAUGAUGCAGGUCAGAAAGUUUUCAUUGAGGCCUGAACUACGCAAAUCUUCAAUGAGAAAACGUAUUUCUAUUCUCCAGAGAGCUGAGGAAAGGAAAAGAAUUCUCAGCUCAUUUUUGCUUUAUUCAAGCAAAAUAAAGUCACGUAACUAACUUCUGGUUUGAACCACAGACUGCACCAGAUUCAACCUAAAAGGAAACCUGUAAAGUUUAAGAAAUGAUGUUGUACAUACACUGAGAAUUUGUUUUUGUUAGCAAAACUAUUUAUGUUCAUGUUAAAUUUUGAAAUGUAUCUGAAAUUGUUUCUACAUCUUUUAUUGUUAGAAUUUGGAAUCAUGACAUUGUCUUAUUGUUUAAAAAAAACUUUUUAAAAUAGAUUUUACUAAUACAACUACUCAAUGAAAGUUUGAGCAUGUCUUUCUAAUAAUUAAUUUGAUUUUAGCUUUAAGUACAACAGAUUUUCUUGUGUAUUUUAGAUGAUUUUUAUUUUGAUGCUGUAUAAUUUCAUUAAAUUUAUAAUCUGUUACUGUUUAAAAUUUUUAAUAAUUGUUAAAAGCACUAACAAAAGUUAGAAUUUAUUUUAAAUCGAUAUUAAAAUAAUAGGGAAAAAAAUGUGGAUUAUAUAAUCAGUCCAAUGUAACUAAAGCUUUCUCGUUUAUUAAUUGCACUUUUAUCACUUACAUGAAUUUUUGUGAAAGAAUUCAUAUUAUAUUCUUUGCUCAAAACUGAUUUUCUUAUACACAUUGAAAGGUAACCACAUUUAUAGUUAAUAAAAAGAAGGGAAGAAUUUGUAGUCUGUAUUCAUACCGGCAUUCUUUUUUUUUUUUUUGGGGGGAUGAGAAAUCCUUUUGCUUGAGGUAAUGUGGUGAGAUGAAACAGAGGUGCAUCUACCAGGGUGUCAAUUUUAUCCUUAUAAAUUUACUCAAGCUGUGCCAUGCAUAUUUAGUUUUCAUAGAUUUUUUCCCCCCUUCCUAGCAGAAAAGGAAAAUCUAAUUACUAUGCAUUUACUUGUUGCCAUAAUUUUUUUGUGAUACUUUUAAACAAAUGACAAGUUGUGAUAUUUUUGUCUAAAAACCAAAGUAAAGUAUUUGUUUUUCACUUAAAAAAUAGACAAUUGUCACAAUCGAAAACUAGGAAGGAUGAAAAAAUAAAGUACUCUUGACAGAAGAGUGCCAUUGAUUUGCUAGAAUUGAGAACAGUAGGCACUUCACUUUUUCUGUUGGUUUGUUUGCUCUGAUAUACACCGUCUUUCUUUGUAAAAAUGUCAUUAAAUAAACAUGUCAACCACCAUGUACAUAUGACAGUUGAAAAAUACACUGAAUAAAAUUGUAUGAAACUUA